Gasterosteus aculeatus aculeatus (three-spined stickleback) is the source of this 718-nucleotide messenger RNA. It is a transcript of the gene hopx, whose product is annotated as HOP homeobox. Lineage: Eukaryota; Metazoa; Chordata; Actinopteri; Perciformes; Gasterosteidae. Gene Ontology annotation, cellular component: nucleus. Gene Ontology annotation, molecular function: DNA binding. The record is from RefSeq and is a predicted model, not a curated record. Gene Ontology annotation, biological process: cell differentiation; regulation of transcription by RNA polymerase II.
CAGCGGCGGCGGCCUCAUGACGCAUCGCCGUUGACAGUUGUAAAACUUCCACACGCACACGCAUCCAGACACACAAAUACACGCGCUUUUCGCCGCCACACACUCCCGCCGAGCUGCCAGAGGAGCCUCCGCCGCUCCGAGCCUCCACCUCCGUCUCCAUCUGCGCGCCGCGCGGCCUUUCUGCUGCGCGCGUCCAGCUGCGCGCAAACCUCUCGCUCCAGGCGCACCGACCUUGCGCCCCGGCAGCUUACGAAGAGGAAAAAAGAGGAAAAAAACAAAACAAAGAGAGGAAUUAUGUCUUCCAAGUCGGCGGAGAGCCUGAAGCUGGCGGAGGAGCAGGUCAAAGUGCUGGAGGACAGUUUCAAGAAAGUCACCCGGCACCCGGAGGGCAUGACGCUCAUGCUGAUCGCCGCGGAGUGCGGCCUCACUGAGGAGGAAACGCUGAAAUGGUUCAACAUACGCAACCAGCAGUGGAGGCAGGAGGAGGGACUUCCGGCUGAACUGGGAUCAGUGUUGGACUGACGCCGGCCUUGCUUUUCUCCUGGACAAACUGACCCCCGCCCCCUUGUCUCCUCAUGUACCCCCCCCCCCCCCCAUUCCCUCCACAUGUCAUUCACAUGUUCUAUCUAUGAAGCUAUUUUAACUUACUGUACUGAGUGUGUAGGUGUUUGUGUGAAACAGCCAUGUCUGCAGAAAUAAAGACAUUAUUAGAAGUGGA